Messenger RNA from Oncorhynchus kisutch (coho salmon), 1771 nucleotides. RefSeq names its product polycomb group RING finger protein 3. NCBI's taxonomy places the organism in Eukaryota, Metazoa, Chordata, Actinopteri, Salmoniformes, Salmonidae. The transcript has 10 exons. The record is from RefSeq and is a predicted model, not a curated record. The coding region runs from base 211 to 966 and encodes 251 amino acids.
UCCAAAUGGUGUUUCGGCCUGUUUCGGUAUUGCCCGGACAUUUUCGCCUCUUUGUUUUACCGAUAGUGCAUUUAACUCGCGUUCAACCCAAUAUCCAGCGGACUGUACUGUUCUCAAACAGCCACAUGAGAGGGCAUCCAUGAUGAGGAGCUAACACCACUGCGUGCCUGCAGGAAGAGACGUGGCUGCCAAAUCAUCCUCAGUCAACACAUGGCGUCAUUAGGGAACCCCGAGAUGCUAACCAGGAAGAUCAAGCUGUGGGACAUCAACGCCCACAUAACUUGUCGCCUGUGUGAGGGGUACCUGAUAGACGCCACUACUGUCACGGAGUGCUUGCAUACCUUCUGCAGAAGCUGUCUAGUGAAGUACCUGGAGGAGAACAACACCUGUCCCACGUGCAGGAUUGUCAUUCACCAGAGCCACCCACUGCAGUACAUCGGCCAUGACCGAACAAUGCAAGACAUUGUCUACAAGUUGGUGCCGGGACUACAAGAGGCGGAGAUAAAAAAACAAAGAGACUUCUAUCAGAAGCUGGGAAUGGAAGUGCCCGGGGACAUCAAAGGAGAGCUGUGCAGCAUGAAACAACAUCUAGAUCCUCAGCGCAAUGGUGAGGUGAAAACGGAGGACACGGCAAAUAAGGAAACAGCAGAGGACAAACCGGAGGAGGAGGAGAACGAUUAUCACCGCAGCGAUGAGCAGGUCAGCAUCUGUUUGGAGUGCAACAGCAGCAAGCUCCGUGGCCUGAAGCGCAAGUGGAUCCGCUGCUCGGCGCAAGCCACGGUCCUUCACCUCAAGAAAUUCAUCGCCAAAAAGCUUAACCUGACAUCGUUCAAUGAGCUGGACAUUUUAUGCAAUGAGGAAAUCUUGGGAAAGGACCACACUUUGAAAUUUGUUGUCGUGACAAGAUGGAGAUUUAAGAAAUCCCCCCUCCUGCUGCAUUACAGACCCAAAAUGGAUUUGCUGUAGUCGGACAGAACGGUUGUUUUGGCCCAGUGGCCCAGAACUGUGCAACGUACUAUUUAUGCAGAGACGAUCAAUCCCAACACCAAGCAAACACACCAGAUCAGAAGUCCACACAAGCCAGCAAACAACAAACCCCAGCACAGAUACUGCACCACUGGCGGGUUUAGAUCAAAAAACAACCCUUUUUUGUCCGCUAUACAUCCUAGAUAUGUGAAAGAUUUGAGAGAAAAAAGCAUAUAUUUAUACUUUUGUACAGAUGAGACAUGGAACCAAGACACUACUGGUGCUCUGUUUACACAUGAACAAGAUGUCGGGGAAUCGUGUGCCCAUAUUGUUUUUUUUUUUCCGACAGACUUCACUCCUCCGACCCUCAUUGACUGAUAAAAAGGCGAGGACGAGUAUUUUUAACAGUUCAUUUUAUUUUUCAGGUUACACUCAAACGAGUCUUGGGAGCAAAGAAAGUAUAUACAUUUAUAUAUAAUAAGACAUUGUUUCAAAGCUGUUUAUUGCAUUGUUGUAUUGUUCUCUGAUUUAUUUUUUUAUUUUACUUUAAAAUUGCUUCGGGUUUGCUGAAGGUUGAUUGUGAAUAGGGGAUGUACUAAUUUAUGUUCUAUAUACCAAUAUUGUACAUAAAAUGUCAUUAUGAGAGAGAUUGAAAGGAGUAAGAAAGAUACUUAAGAUUGUUAGGAAAGGUCCACAGAAGUGCUUCAGUACGGUGCAUUCGGAAAGUAUUCAGACCCUUUGACUUUUCCCACAUUUUGCUAUGUUAGUCCACAUAAAUCUACACACAAUACCCCAAACAGCUUUU